UAAGUUAGUUAGCCUACAACAGAUUCGCCUGUUGGUUAAGUGAUGGGUCUAAUAGUUGGCUAGAUACACUUUAAGGGAAUCCCAACAAUGAGCUUUGUAGCCCUAAUAGUCUACAUUCAGGGUCGAAAGAUUUGACCUGUUCUUCAUUAUUGCUGACACAUAAAUGGAAGAACAGCUAUUUACCUAGCAUUAGCAAGUUAGCUAGUUAACAGAUACCCUUUGAAAAUUUAACUAGCCGUUGUACCAUGCAUCGCACCUGCGUACGGAAUGGUUGAUGACCUAGUAUGUAUUGUUCCGUCUUUAUCAGCUACCUGCGCACAUACCGUUUCUUUACAGAAGGGGAACGACACCAGUUCUGUCUAUCGGAAACUUUAGAGGAAGCGACUCAACAGGAUGAAGCCCGGGACAUUGAGCUGAAGAGGAACAGGGAAAUUCUCUGUGGCCUGCAGGCUACGUGUUUGAAAGUAGAGAAGAGUCGUGAGGCCACACAGCUUGAGUUAAACGCUACAGAGAGGGCAAUUCAGAGCCUUUCCGACGAAAUGAUGCAACUGCAACUGCGUGCCAGUGAUCUGGAGUCAGCUUCACAAGCAAUUUACCUGCAAAACAUUAAGCUUCAGCACAAAAUAGAGGAAGAGGCGGAUAACUUUCAGCUGAUGCUCAAGAGAUACAACAUGUACCGGGAUAAAAUGGAAACGCACAAGACGGCCAUCUUGAUGCAAGAAAGCCAAAGCGCAGUUCACAGGGAGCUGGUGGAGAAGAGAGGGCUGAUAAACCAGCGAAAAGCGGAGAGAGAGAGACUGCUGGCAGACCUUGAGAAUCCAGAGGGAAAUGCCAUGAAGCAGGCACAGAAAGAAGUUGAUGAGCUGAGGGUGCAGAUAUCUGCCGUGAAGGAGGUGGUUUUCAGUAAAACACAGCUGCUGGUGAAGGAACAGGAGACCCACAUGCAGCUGAGAGAGGACAUUGAGAUUCAGAACGGUGUGAAGCCAUCCUGAGGCGCAUGCGCUCUCAGUUGCACAAAGCGCAGUCCAAUCACAGGCAACUCACCGGGGACAUCUGCUGGCUGGAGCAGGAAGCAGCUGACCUCAGGAGGCGCCUACAAAUCCAAGAGGGAACCCCAGGAGAAUUCUAAUUGUUUUGAAUU
This is a messenger RNA of Anguilla anguilla (European eel), 1141 nucleotides long. Its product is annotated as coiled-coil domain-containing protein 122-like. Bases 285 to 992 code for a protein of 235 amino acids. The record is from RefSeq and is a predicted model, not a curated record. NCBI's taxonomy places the organism in Eukaryota, Metazoa, Chordata, Actinopteri, Anguilliformes, Anguillidae. The transcript is spliced from 4 exons.